This is a messenger RNA of Porites evermanni, 948 nucleotides long. The record is from the annotation of a GenBank genome assembly. NCBI's taxonomy places the organism in Eukaryota, Metazoa, Cnidaria, Anthozoa, Scleractinia, Poritidae.
AUGUUAAUAUUACUUGCCUUUACAUUUUCAGACCCACAACAAGCUACCACACUGCCAACAAGCCCAGACCAUGGAAAUACGACAUCUCGCUCAACCACAAUGAACAUUAACCUGGCAUCUAUAAUAGCGGCCAUGGCAAUCAAGGUCCUUUUAAGCAUAUUUGGAACACUUGGAAAUCUUCUUGUACUUCUGGUUAUUUUGACCAACUUUCGCCUCGCCUCGGCAUCUAACCUACUCCUCGCAAACUUGGCCGCCGUUGAUUUAUUGUGCUUGGCUUAUGUAACGCCUGGUGGAAUCUACAGAACGUUCUGUGAGGAAUUAGCUUUGUGCCAUGCGCCCGAUGCGUUUGUACUGGUGCAUCGUGGGAUAGCGCAGUUUGUCGUGGCAGCCUCUGCCUCCAGUUUAUUUGCGAUCGCGGUUGACAGAUUCAUCGCUAUUUCUUUGCCAUUCAAAUACACAACGUUGAUGAAAAAAACUCGAGCUUUUUAUUGCAUCCUCUUAUCGUGGUUAAUAAGUGCGUCUAUAGCUUUUAUAUUCGUAUGUUUACAAUUUUUCUACGCUCAAUCUAUUUAUUGCAUCCUGUUGAUCUUGGUUACGGUUUCACUUUAUGUUCACAUCUUUGUGUUUGCCUUGAAAAAGGAAAGACAGAUAGCCGCGCUACAAGUGUCAAACAUAAAACGAGGAACAAAUUUCUUGCACGAGCGAAAGUCGACAAAAACAAUGGCGAUUAUUUUGGGCGUCUUCAUAGCAGCUUGGGUACCUGCCGUCGCUUUUUAUGCGACUGUCCCGUCGCAUGAUCCACAGUUUCUCAACAUUCAGAACUGGAUAAAUGUUAUAUACUUUCUAAAUGCGGCUCUGAACCCUUUUAUUUAUGGCGUUCGUAGCUCGCACUUUCGUAAGAGAGUUAAACUACUUAUUAAGACUACGAUGACCCGCUUCAGAUUAUAA